AAAUCCACCACCUCAAUGGCAGCUUCCACCAUGGCUCUCUCCUCCCCGUCCCUUGCCGGGCAGGCCGUGAGGCUAUCCCCCUCCACUCCCGAGCUCCUCGGCAACGGGAGAGUCUCCAUGAGGAAAUCAGUCAAGUCCGUCUCCUCCGGGAGCCCGUGGUACGGCCCGGACCGUGUCAAGUACCUGGGCCCGUUCUCCGGCGAGCCCCCUAGCUACCUCACCGGCCAGUUCCCCGGCGACUACGGCUGGGACACCGCCGGGCUCUCGGCCGACCCCGAGACCUUCGCCAAGAACCGCGAGCUCGAGGUCAUCCACGCCAGGUGGGCCAUGCUCGGCGCCCUCGGCUGCGUCUUCCCCGAGCUCCUGGCCCGCAAUGGCGUCAAGUUCGGCGAGGCCGUGUGGUUCAAGGCCGGUGCCCAAAUCUUCAGUGAGGGUGGGCUUGACUACUUGGGGAACCCUAACCUGAUCCACGCCCAGAGCAUCCUAGCCAUCUGGGCCUGCCAGGUCAUCUUGAUGGGAGCCGUCGAGGGCUACCGUAUUGCCGGCGGCCCGCUCGGUGAGGUCACCGACCCGCUCUACCCCGGCGGGAGCUUCGACCCGUUGGGCCUGGCCGACGACCCCGAGGCCUUCGCUGAGCUCAAGGUGAAGGAGAUCAAGAACGGCAGGCUCGCCAUGUUCUCCAUGUUUGGGUUCUACGUGCAGGCCAUUGUGACGGGAAAGGGUCCAUUGGAGAACUUGGCUGACCAUCUUGCCGACCCAGUCAACAACAAUGCUUGGGCUUAUGCCACCAACUUCGUCCCUGGAAAGUCCCAACACAACCAUCACCGCUCCAUCUCAACUCUCUCUUUCAAACACUUAAGACACACACAUCAAGCUCCCAAAUCCACCCCGUCAAUGGCAGCUUCCACCAUGGCUCUCUCCUCCCCGUCCCUCGCCGGACAGGCGGUGAGGCUAUCCCCCUCCACUCCCGAGCUCCUUGGCAACGGGAGAGUCUCCAUGAGGAAAUCGGUCAAGUCCGUCUCCUCCGGGAGCCCGUGGUACGGCCCGGACCGCGUCAAGUACCUGGGCCCGUUCUCCGGCGAGCCCCCUAGCUACCUCACCGGCCAGUUCCCCGGCGACUAUGGCUGGGACACCGCCGGGCUGUCGGCCGACCCCGAGACCUUCGCCAAGAACCGCGAGCUCGAGGUCAUCCACGCCAGGUGGGCCAUGCUCGGCACCCUCGGCUGCGUCUUCCCCGAGCUCCUGGCCCGCAAUGGCGUCAAGUUCGGCGAGGCCGUGUGGUUCAAGGCCGGUGCCCAAAUCUUCAGCGAGGGUGGGCUCGACUACCUAGGGAACCCCAGCCUGAUCCACGCCCAAAGCAUCCUAGCCAUCUGGGCCUGCCAAGUCAUAUUGAUGGGAGCCGUCGAGGGCUACCGUAUUGCCGGUGGCCCGCUCGGUGAGGUCACCGACCCGCUCUACCCUGGCGGGAGCUUUGACCCACUGGGCCUGGCCGACGACCCCGAGGCCUUCGCUGAGCUCAAGGUGAAGGAGAUCAAGAACGGCAGGCUCGCCAUGUUCUCCAUGUUUGGGUUCUACUUGCAGGCCAUUGUGACGGGAAAGGGUCCAUUGGAGAACUUGGCUGACCACCUUGCCGACCCAGUCAACAACAAUGCUUGGGCCUAUGCCACCAACUUCGUCCCUGGAAAGUGAUUGCGAGAGUCUUGAUGAGGCCUUGU
Rhodamnia argentea is the source of this 1715-nucleotide messenger RNA. RefSeq lists its product as uncharacterized. The coding region runs from base 16 to 1689 and encodes 557 amino acids. The record is from RefSeq and is a predicted model, not a curated record. The transcript has 3 exons. Gene Ontology annotation, biological process: response to light stimulus; photosynthesis, light harvesting in photosystem I. NCBI's taxonomy places the organism in Eukaryota, Viridiplantae, Streptophyta, Magnoliopsida, Myrtales, Myrtaceae. Gene Ontology annotation, cellular component: chloroplast envelope; plastoglobule; chloroplast thylakoid membrane.